AUGUACGCCCAAAGACAGCUACCGUACGCGCCGACGCCGUAUAGCUACACUCCGACCUCUGCGCUUUCGGCCACGAUCAAUCUUGAUGAGGAAGUGAAGCUGUCCACCACCAGCACCGAGCGCGACCUUUACGAAUCAUUGGCCGAGAUCUACAGCAUCAUCGUCACUCUUGAUGCUCUCGAGAAGGCCUAUCUGAAGGACUCGAUCCACGAAAAUGAAUACACCGACACUUGCAGCCGUCUCUUGAAGCAGUAUAAGUCCAACCUUGCCAAUGAGGCAGUGUCCAACGCAUUCGUGGACCUGGACGCUUUCAAGCGUCAGUGGGAUCUUGACUGCCCCCGCGCAACCGAACGCCUCAAGGUCGGCAUCCCAGCCACGGUCGAACAACCCUCUCACAGGCCCGCUGCCCCUGGCAACGACACGGCGGAUGCGACCUUGGUUGUCUCUGCCACGGAGAACUUCAUCACGCUCCUAGAUGCCAUCAAAAUGGGCCUGCUGUCCAAGGAUGUGCUCCAUCCGAUUCUAGGUGACAUCAUCCAAUCCGUCAACAGGGUCACGGACAAGGAAUUCGAGAACAAGGGCAAGAUCAUCCAGUGGUUGAUCACUCUGAACCAAAUGAAGGCGGCCGACGCACUGUCCGAGGACCAGGCGCGCGAGUUCCAUUUCGACAUGGAUCAGGCAUACUACGGCUUCAAGGAUGUCUUGAAAUAG
This is a messenger RNA of Diplodia corticola, 711 nucleotides long. Its product is annotated as vacuolar protein sorting-associated protein. Gene Ontology annotation, biological process: protein transport to vacuole involved in ubiquitin-dependent protein catabolic process via the multivesicular body sorting pathway. Gene Ontology annotation, molecular function: protein-containing complex binding. Bases 1 to 711 code for a protein of 236 amino acids. The record is from RefSeq and is a predicted model, not a curated record. The transcript is spliced from 3 exons. Gene Ontology annotation, cellular component: ESCRT I complex. Lineage: Eukaryota; Fungi; Ascomycota; Dothideomycetes; Botryosphaeriales; Botryosphaeriaceae.